This is a messenger RNA of Aphis gossypii (cotton aphid), 1959 nucleotides long. Its product is annotated as aquaporin AQPcic-like. Gene Ontology annotation, biological process: transmembrane transport. The coding region runs from base 174 to 1010 and encodes 278 amino acids. Gene Ontology annotation, molecular function: water channel activity. The record is from RefSeq and is a predicted model, not a curated record. The transcript has 6 exons. Lineage: Eukaryota; Metazoa; Arthropoda; Insecta; Hemiptera; Aphididae. Gene Ontology annotation, cellular component: plasma membrane.
UGAUUUAGUACGGAAACGGUGUUUCUUAAAAACGCACUUUUGGUUCUUUAUACCCAUUUACUCAUUGUAUUCUAAACUGAAAACAGCGUCCAGUGUUUUUGUCAUCUGAAAAAUACAGUGUUUUAUACCAUCCUUAUUUAUAUUUUUCAAAUUUAUCUUUAAUAUAAAUAAACAUGCCCGGGUUUUUUGCGCGUUCGGGGAGUGUAUCACGUAAACUAUUCAAACAACUCGGAUCAUCAGUUUCCUUUGGUGAUUUUUCAGAAUAUGGUACAGCUGAACAGAACCAAUUAUAUGAGCGGCAGCCAUGGCAGAAACUUUUGUUGAUAUUCUUAGUUGAACUGAUUGGUACUGCGAUUUUAAUGUUAUUUGGUUGCAUAGGAUUAGUUCCUAAACAUCCAGGCAGUGAAGUUGGUGAAUAUAAUGGUGCUAUUGGAUUUGCUGGAAUUGUAGCUGUUAUUAUUGUUAUUAUUGGUCGCAUCAGUGACUGUCAUAUAAAUCCAUGUGUUACAUUAUGUGCAUUACUGCUUGGUAAAUUACCAAUAUUGACAGCUUUUGUUUAUUUCUCUGCUGAGUUUUUAGGAGCUAUCAUCGGUUAUGGAGUUUUAGUGGUUAUUUCACCUUAUAAUAUAUUGAGUUCAUCGACAGAUUCUUCUGGAAUUUGUGUAACAAGCCCAGUUGUUGGAUUGGCUGCAUGGCAAGCCCUUCUAAUUGAAGCUAUAACAACUGGAGUUUUAAUACUUCUAGUAUGUGCUGUCUGGGAUCCUAAAAGUGGUAAUGGAGAUUGUGGUUCUCUGAAAUUUUUAGUUAUGAUAUUCUUGACAUCAGUUGUUAUUGGUCCUUUCACUGGAAACAGUUUGAACCCAGCACGAUCAUUAGCACCAGCAAUUUAUAACAACUCAUGGGAUAUGCAUUGGAUAUACUGGGCUGGUCCAUUUUCUGGAACAAUAGUAUCAACACUUUUUUACAAAUAUAUUGUUAUGGCAUUAGAUAACAACGAACGAGAGAAAUAAAGUGAUAUUAUUUUUUAAAUAGACUUAAGUAUCACAUACCUGACAGCGCUCAAAGCUUCCAUUGUGCUUUUUUUUUUACAUAAAAUGCAGAAGUCAGUGUAAAUUGUGUCUUGUAAUAUCCUUUAGGAUAUAUUUAUCUCCAUAUUUACUUAUCUACUUAAUUAUGUUUUUAUCUCCACCAAAUUAUUUAGUCUUUAUCUGUUUGAUUGUAUUUUACUAGUUUUUUUUUUUAUUGUAUAUGAGUUUUCUUUAUAUAUAAGCUAUGUAUACUAAAUACUUUAUACAUCAAGCUAUCUACAAUGUUGUUUACUAACAGUAUUAUGUAGAUUUAUUUAAGUAAAAAUAACUAAUAUUUAUUUAUUGGCAAUAACUAUUCAUUGUUAUACAAUACUACAUAUUAAUGAUAAUAUGUAUUGUGUAUUUAUAAUGAAUAUAUAUUAUAUUUUUAUUUUAUGUGCAUAAUAAAACUAUUAUAUUUUUAAUGUAAUUAUAAUGUGGUUCAUUUGAAUUAAUAUAAAAUACAUAUGGUAAAACAAUAUGACAAUCUAAAGUUAAGUUUUAUAACUAUAUGAAUGUCCUCAUACUUGAUGAUGUCCAAUGUUAAUAUUAAUUGUGUCUCAGUUCAAUAAGUGAUUGUUUUAUAUAUUAUAUGGUGCCUAACCUUAUCUAUAAUAGUUUUGUACUAAAAUGCACAAAAUAAUGUAUGUAUUAUGUAUUUAUGCAUGUAAUAUGUACCUAUAAUAUAUUAUAGUAUACCUAGUAUAGUAGUUAAUAGUUAAUUAGCAAUAUUUAUAUUUUUUAUACUUUAUUUUUUUUUUUUUGCUGGGAAAUCGAUGUUUAAAUAUCUAUGAAAUACUUUUGUGAUAAUAUAAUUUAUAUUAUUAACUAUUUAAAUAUUUUUUUCUCAUCCAAAGUUUCAGCAAUAUAAUAUUGGUUAUUGUGUGUUUAA